This is a messenger RNA of Toxotes jaculatrix (banded archerfish), 8356 nucleotides long. It is a transcript of the gene zbtb47b, whose product is annotated as zinc finger and BTB domain containing 47b. Gene Ontology annotation, cellular component: nucleus. The transcript has 6 exons. Lineage: Eukaryota; Metazoa; Chordata; Actinopteri; Toxotidae. Gene Ontology annotation, biological process: regulation of transcription by RNA polymerase II. Gene Ontology annotation, molecular function: DNA-binding transcription factor activity, RNA polymerase II-specific; RNA polymerase II cis-regulatory region sequence-specific DNA binding; protein binding. The coding region runs from base 135 to 2363 and encodes 742 amino acids. The record is from RefSeq and is a predicted model, not a curated record.
GGGGGAAAAAGAUUGUGGAUAAGGCAAAAACUGAAGAAAUGUGACAAUUCAACGGUCAUUUUCAUGGCGAAGGGAAAACUGGUGCGAAAGGAGUUAUUCUUGGACUCCUUUGAGCCUCGAAACGCUGGAUCAAAAUGCUCAUAGUGGAGAAGACCACAGACUUCCCCUCUGCUGAGUUCUCUCUGGUGGAGGAUGUGGCUCUGCACUUCACCUGUUUGAUGGACAGGCUGAACGAGCAGCGCCUCUUCCAGCCUGACCUGUGUGACGUCGACAUCGUUCUGGUGCGUCAGCACAGCACCUUCCCGGCCCACAAGGGCGUGCUGGCGGCCUACAGCCCUUUCUUCCACUCGCUUUUCGCCCAAAGCAAACAGCUGCGGCGGGUGGACCUGUCACUGGACGCCCUGACCUCACAGGGCCUGCAGCAAAUCCUCAACUUCAUUUACACCUCCAAACUGCUGGUGAGCAGCCGCACUGUCCGCGACGUGCUGAACGCAGCCACCUUGCUUCAGAUGAGCGACAUCGCAGCCUCCUGUCGUGACCUCAUCAGCAGCCACUCGCUGAGAACCACCUGCGCAGAUAUGGCCAAUCAGGAAGGGCUUGCCAGUGGUGACCCAGCUGCUGUAGCGAUUCCCCCCAGCCAGCUGUACAGGGAGAUCAAACAGGAGUCAGAGCUAGGCAGGGUGUACACAAGGGAAGGCAACAGCCCAUUUUCUGUUAGGGUGGAGGAGGCAGGAAAGACAGCCUCCCAGCAGAAGCAGUACUACCAGAAAGAGGAGGGGACAGGGGGCGGGGCCGGCACAGGUGCUUUGUGCAAAGUCGAAAGCAAUGGAGAGGAGUCAAAGACCGCAGAUGGCCACUCCUUCAACAGAGAUCAGAUCAUUGUUGAAGUCAACCUCAACAACCAGACCCUGAAUGUGUCAAAGGGAUCAGAGGGCAAAUCGGCAACCGCCACAGACACAGCCGCCAUGUUUGGUCGUUGCCGUGACAAUGACAGAGAUUCGGAGGAUGACGAGGAGAAUGAGGUGGAGAACGAUGAUGCAGUUGAAGACGACGACGAUGACCUAAAGAGGGGAGACAUACUGGGGCAGAGCAGUGAGGAAGAAGAUGAAGAGGAGGAUGAAGAAGAGGAGGAGAACACCCUAAACAUUCCAGGCUUGGAACAGACAGCCAUGAUUGAUCGGCCUCGACGGGGCACCAGGGGCUUGGCCAUGGCGGGAACCACAGCUUCCAUGCGCCAGACACUGGCAGAGGCCACGUUAGCCAACCAACGGCCUGGUGGGAAGAGGACUCUGGAUGCAGAGGGCCUCGGCCAGAAAGUGAGGCUAGAGGAGAAACAGCAUUUUCCAUGUAAGAAAUGCCCUCGCGUCUUCAACAACCGCUGGUAUCUGGAAAAACACAUGAACGUCACUCACAACCGCAUGCAGAUCUGUAAUAACUGCGGGAAACGCUUCCUGCUGGAGAGCGAGCUGCUGCUGCAUCAACAGACUGACUGUGAGAAGAGCAUCCAGUGUGUAACAUGUGGAAAGGCCUUCAAGAAGCUGUGGUCAUUACAUGAGCAUAACAAGAUUGUCCAUGGCUACGCUGAGAAGAAGUUCUCCUGUGAGAUCUGUGAGAAGAAGUUUUACACCAUGGCUCAUGUCAGGAAGCACAUGGUCGCCCAUACAAAGGACAUGCCGUUCACCUGUGAGACGUGCGGGAAGUCGUUCAAGCGCAGCAUGUCCCUAAAGGUUCACUCUCUUCAGCACUCAGGAGAGAAACCCUUCAAGUGUGAGAACUGCAGUGAGCGCUUCCAGUAUAAAUACCAGCUGCGUUCCCACAUGAGCAUCCACAUCGGACACAAGCAGUUCAUGUGCCAGUGGUGCGGAAAAGAUUUCAACAUGAAACAGUACUUCGAUGAACACAUGAAGACACACACUGGAGAGAAGCCGUACAUCUGUGAGAUCUGUGGGAAAAGCUUCACGAGCCGGCCAAACAUGAAGCGCCACCGCCGCACCCACACUGGAGAAAAGCCGUACCCCUGUGAGGUGUGUGGCCAGCGCUUUCGCUUCUCCAACAUGCUCAAGGCCCACAGGGAGAAAUGCUUCCGUGUCAGUAACCCCAUGGUUACAGACGGCAACGACCCCCUCGGCCUCGACCAACCCCUGGCCUCACCUGCUGCGGACUCUUCCGGUCAGGUCCAGCUGGGGACAGCGCUUCCCGCCACAUCUGUGACCACACCCGCUGCUGCCUCCAGCCCCCACCCCCUCCACGGCACCCAGCUGUCUCUCCCCCUGCUGCACCCCAUGGGGGGGCUGCCUCCCACCCCUCAUUUACCCCCACCGCCUCCCCUGUUCUCUGCCGGUAGGAUGAACUCCAACAACUAACAAAUCUCUGUAGCAUUGAAAGCACUUUGUUACUUUUGUUUUACCAUUUUUCUUUGAGCUUUUAAGAGGACUUGUUCAGCAGGAGGGUGAUGCCACCUCAGUGACAUCUACACAGAGGGGUAAAAACUGAUUGAAGGCUAAAUGGAGGCCUCAUAAUAACACACAUACAACUACCACAGUAAGAAAGAGUUAUUUUUUACUCUGUUGAAUACAAUAGAAAACCUCAGUGUCCAGUAGGACGUGUCAUCAUCACUCUUCUCUUCGUGAAUUUCUCAACUCUGUCCUGGUUUCAUUUGGGAUUUUUCCGACACCACACACAUCUCUCCGGAGCCUUGCACAAUGCAUUGAUUGUAGCAUCUUUUACAAAGUGGGAGGAAGAGUUUCCUAAAUCUUCGCUCAUACUGGGUUCAUCAGUCGAGUGAGAACCACACUAUGAUGAGAGAAAAUGUUUUCUUUUCCGUUCUCUGCCAAGAUGUAGCGAGUGGUUCUGUUUCUGACCCAGCAAUAACCAAAUGCUGAUUUGUCUUUGAGCAUAUACAUGUAUAUGGCAUUGCCAAUAACCAAAUCCUGUUAGCUCACCUGCUAUAGUUAGGUAAUGUUAUACAGCAUUUAUAAUCGAUCCUGCACCUUACAUUUAACUCUAGUGAUAUUUAAAAUGUACUCCUAAUUGUCUUCAUUUUUAUAAUUGUGAUAGUGUGUAAUUUGUGGCACGUUAACGUCAAUUUGUAAGGACAUAAGAGGACUUGUGACGCGUGGAGAGUUGACCGUGCAAUGCAGUGUGUGUGGGUGUGUGUGUGUGUGUGUGUGUGUGUGUGUGUGUGUGAGUGAUAGUGUGUGAGAGAUUUGAAGCAGAGGUGGGAGGUGAGAAUACCCAGAUCUACAUUCAGCUAAUUAACGCUUGAGCUUCCCCAAAUCAGGAGACGGAGUAAUUUGUUGACUCUCUUCUUUUGCUUACAUUAAGCAAGCACGCUCCUCUCCUGUAGAUCUGGCUGUGAGACAGUAUGGCACUUUUCUGUGACUUGUUAGUAAAACCUAAUGUACUCAGACCUACAGUAUAUUUGUAGGUUUAAUUCUAAUGUCAAUGUUAACUUGCAGCUCAAUUCCCAACUAAACCUAAUCUGUGUAAUUAGUUUGCAGAAUACCAACAGUGUAGGGAUGAUGAUAAUAUUCACAAAAAUCUGCUUAUGUAGCUCAUUAAGUGUGCACAUUUCAUCAUGAUGUAUAUUGUGAAAUGAUAAACAUUAUAUUCCGAUGCCUAACUCUCUUAAAGAGCACUGACAGUGAUUACUUUUGGCACAACUGAGCUUGUCACUAAACCAACCCCUAACUGUUCACUAUUACUGUACAAACUAGACAACGGUGACCUGUAGAAGCUAAACAUAGUUAGGAACGUGCAAUUUAAUGCAGUGUGAUACCCUUCAAAAACUUUGUGGCUCUUUGUGCACUUUUGACAAUUUUUUGUCAUAAAUCCUUGUCAGUAAAAACGUCUUAAAGGAAUAGUUCAGGACAUUUCAGGAAAUACACAUAUUUGCUUUCUUGCAUAGAGAAGGUUGAUACUAUCCUUAUACCUGUCUAUCAAAUGUGAAGCUACAUAUUAGCUUAGCCCAUCAUAAAAAAACUGGGAAAAGCUACUCUGGCUCUGUCCAAAGCUGGAAAACAUACGCCUGCCAGCAUUUCUAAAGUUAUCUAAUUAACAUGCUGCAUCUUAUGUGUUGAAUCUGUACAGAAAAAGUGAAAAGAAUUUGUGUGUUUGUUUUAUCAUGAGAGUUAGCUAGUUAGUGAGCUUUAGAGGUGCUGGUAUGUACAACUGGUUUAGCUUAGCAUAAGAUAAGCUAGUUGCUAGCUCUAUCCGAAAAGGACAGACAUGAGAGUUAUAUCAAAUUUCUCAUCUAAAUCUCAACAAGAAAGCAAAUAGACAUAUUUCCCAAAAUGUCAAAUCAAUUUUUGAAAUUGGAUAUUUCAAUCAGUUUCUCAUCCAAAAAGAGUCUCUGUGCACUAUGGAUGCACUCCCGCUCACUUUAUCUAUAGAUAGCCUAUUGUAGUGUAGCAUUAACCUGUAAAUAUUGUUAAGAUGUGUUUCUUCCUUGUGAUUAAUUCCUCAUGUUUACAUUCGGAGAGUCAGUUGAAUGUGCCCCCACAUGUGUCUUGGCUGGUGCUAGCGGAAGUUGGAAUUUGUUGGAAUUAAGCUUUUGUAAAUGUAAUAAGCUGUUAAUUGUUUUAUUUAAAAGACAGAUUUAAGCACCUUAGUGUAGUCUUAUGUCUCACCCCGGUUAAAUGUAUUUCUGAAACUGCCAUGGUUAAAUGGUUAGGGCCACAUCCGAUGUUAUUUGACAAUGGUACGUUUUAAUUAUUUUCUUCAUGUACACAUGUUUUGUAUUUUGAUUUGCUGCUUUUGUACAGGGUCCAGUUUGAGACUGCCCUUUAAAUGAAAAGUCUAGAGCUGUUGAAUUGUUGGCUGUGAUAAAUCCAAUUUAGCCUUACUAGACAGUGCGCUCCAGGAUCAGAAAUGAUGCUGCAAUUUAGGUGUUUGGAGCAGUUUGAGGAGAUAACUGUCAACCAUUUUGCAACCAUCUAAGGAUUGAUCUUGUCAUUGGUAGAUUGGAGACAACAGGUUGCUGACACAGACAGGGAUAAAGCCAACCUGUCAGUGCCACACAAACAUAAGGACUGUUGCUCUCUUGUGGCAACUCAGUAAACUGCACUGUUAGCAAUCCUACACUAAGGAAAUAGGAAAAGGCUCCCUCAGAGUACAUUAUCAUUCAUAGUCAUCAUUGGAGAAGCCCAUGGUACUUUAGGAUCAUGUGAAAAGGCUAAAAAUCCACUUAGCGAGUAUUUUCCCACUUCACUGUAUUGAGAAGCACUAGCCCAAGAGACAAUACUGAAAUACUGUGGUUAUAGCUUGUGUGUUUGCCUUAUACUUGGAGGGAUCUGAAUGUUUUUGUGUUAUGGACAGUGGUAGUAGCUGACAGUAAAGGAGGAGGGAUAGUAGUUAAUACUACUGAUUUAUGCACUUUGAUUGCCACACUAGCCCAUAAAGAGGAUAUGUAUGCUGAUACAAGAUGAAAAAUAGAAAGCAGAGAUGUUUAAUAGUGGAAAGAUCUAAAUCCAAAGGCUUACAGUGUAUAUUACAUUUAAAUGUAACAAGUCGAUUUUGAUGUUCAUAAAUUAUUAACAAAAUCUACAAAUCACAGUGAUGUUCUCUGUGUUAUUUGUUUAGAACUGAUCAGACGUUGUGGUUAGUAAGUUGAAGAAGUGGCAGACAUGGACCUGACCUGUGCUUUGUUUCCUAGAAUAACUUAGUGGAUCAUUUGCUGUGGUGUGGCAUCCCGCACACUGAGGACAACUCAGCUGUGAGCAGUCAGUUAUUUGUCACCCUGCAGCUAAACUGGUGUUUCUGUGUUUCAGUCUGCCUGUUUUGCACCGCGCUGCUCUUUAACAAGCAUUUAUGGUUCCUCCCUAAGGGUGCAUACAGCUGAGGCUGUUUGUGGGGUCCUUUCCCUGAUCACUACCAUAAUCAAGAGGAAGUUUAGGUCUUACCAGUUUGCUCCUAUUGAAGGAGCUUAAUAUGUGACUGUUAAAUUUCAUGCUAUUAGAAAGUGUAAAGGUAGGCGUCGGUUGCCAGAUUGAUUAAUGCAAAAGAUACAAUAAUUAUUGUGAGCACUUUAUACUCCAGUUCAGCCAGUAGGGUUUUGUUAAGGCUGAUACAGUAGCAGUUGUUUGAAUCAAAAUCUGCUGAUGGUAGGUGUUUUUUUUUUUAUAUUUCCAUGGCAGAAGAUUAUAGGAAAUUAUAAAAAUGCAGUUUCUGCCAGAAUUUUGUUCUUGGCAGGUGUUCAGUCCUCUGAAACAGCAUUUCAACCAAAGGGAUGACAAAACAGACCCUGCAAAAAUAAUAAAAAGUCCUACUGUAUGUACCUGCUUGGAAUCAGAUCAAAAUAAAUAAUAUUGUAAUAGAAUCUAUUGAAGUUAUGGGCUUCCAAACCAGUGCAGUAUUAAUUGGUUGCUGUUAUGAUAAAUCAAAUGGCAGCAUAUCAAUUAUUUUAGAGGUGAAUGAGCAGAAGCUUUUUUUUUUUUCAACAGGCCGAGAUUCAUCUAAUCAAUUGGUAAACAGGAAAAAGAUGUAUUGUAAAAAAAAAAAAAAAAAUUGUUUUUAUCUCAUUUUACACACAAUAUAUACACGUAUAUUUUACCUCCAUACAUAUAUACUGCAGUAUCAGUAUCCAGAGAAUGUUUAGCCACUGACCUGGCUAUGAAAGUCUAAAUCCAUACUCAAAAGCAGAAUUUGCGUGUUAAUCCUUUGUCUUAGAUUAUUUAACAAACAAGUCUUCCCUAAAUCCAGCUGCAAAGAAGACAAAACCCAUCUGUGACAUCAUUAUAGAGGCACAUUUGUGGACCCUUACAGCACCUAAAUCCUGAAAAAGAACACAACAAAUCAUUGUUUGUUGAAGUCUGUUUUUUAAUUUAGUAUUUUAAAGUUAAAUGGCAGUAAAGCUGAGAUUAUUGUAAGCGAGAAGGGAAAUUUUGCACAGUGUUUAGGAGUCCUAUAUAGUAGGCAGGUAGGCUUUAUGUCUUUUAAUUAGCCAAAUUCUCCUUUACUAAGGCUAGUAGCCAAAGGCUUGUAUUAGAUUAGGCAAAGGUGGACCUGCUCUUGUCCUUAAAUGAGGGUUUGUCAAACGGGUGCCUAGACAGCAACAUAGCUACUGUGCAUUCUGCAUUGCAGCCAAGGCAAAUGUUUGUCACAUAAUGAAGCCUUGAGAAUAGCAGUUGUGUUCAAAGCAGAGAGUGCUCAUGGGAUUGCCAACUAGCGUCUCCUCUGGGUAAUUUUGGGUUUAGCUGCCAGAGCAGAAGUGUGUAUCAAAAAAGGAUCUGAUUCUGUGGCCUUCCGCUUCCAAGAAAAUGGGAAUAUGACUAUCGGAAUUUAAUAGCAAUUACUAAAGUUUCAAGAGGGGAGGAACCGUUGUAUCUACGUAAGAAUUCUAAGAAAUGUGUUUUUGAAGAAGAAAAAGUUUCAUUUAAAAAAAAAAAAAAUGAAGCAAAACUUUUGUUUUCAUUUGAUUUUUUUCCUCCACAUUUUGGGCAAAUGUCCCAAAGCUAGCAGAAGGUUGUCAGAAGAGUCAAAACUAUAAGUGACUACAUCAGUGAAUUAUAUUGUUAGUUAAAUGAUUAAAAUGGAGUGUAAAAAGUAGAGCUGCCAGUAUUCUUCUUCUUUAGUCUUCUGUGAUGGUGGACUGAAGACAGCAACUUGGGUGCUGGGUAUUUGUGAUGGGCAUUUUUUUCCACCAUUUUCUUUCUCUUAAUAGACAAACUAAGCUAUCAAUCAAGACAAUAAUAAUCAAAUUAAUUGAAAAUGAGAAUAAUCAUCAUUAAAAGCUAAUCAUUAUUAAGAGCUUUAUAUUUCUUUAUACAUUCCUUUUAAAUCAUUUCACUCACUGUAUUACUUGCUUAUGUGUCCAGUUGUAUUUUUGACUCAUCUGAAAAUAUUUUACUACACUAAAAGAACGUGAGAGGAAAUUGGAAAGCAAGUGUUGUUGUUUAUUUUGCAUGUGAAGGUUUGUUUUGCUGUUCUAAUAAAUUUGUUCGCUGGUGACUUUUCCCCUUUAUCGGGCAAAGGUAUAACUAUAGGCACCAAUGCCGUAGUCAAUUCAAAAAUGUAUUAUCCACAUACCCUCUACAUUUCCCAUACUUACUCAUUUUGCAGCUGUGUUAAAGAAAUCAUAAUGUGUACUGUUAUUUGCUGAUUCUCUACUUUAUAAUGUAAACACUAUGUCUUAGUUAACUCUGGUGUACAAAGACCAUGUGUAGGCAGUAGUUGUCAAGUUCAGCUAUAUUAAAAUACUAAAACAGUACAAGGACAAUAGUGUCUAGAGGUGCUAAUAACAUUAGACUGUAUUUUCUGUCUUUUAUUGUAUUAUUGACUAGUGUCUACCGUCUGUAACACAGCAGAGCGUAAUGAAAUCAUUUCAAUAUUAAACAGUAUAGAUAUAUUAUUGCAAAUA